GCAAAAUAUAUAAUCUACCUGAGCUUCAUUACAAUCAUUUCUGUUUUCAGAAAAUGGCAACAAAACUUAGCAUCAUUGUUUUCUCCAUUGUUGUGUUACAUCUUCUUCUGUCUGCCCAUAUGCAUCCUAUAUACUUGGAAUCUCCUGCUCGACAACCACAACCACCACAGUCGCAACCACAACUGCCGCAUCACAAUAACUCUCAAUACGGUACUACUCAAGGCAGUCUUCAACCCCAAGAGUGCGGGCCAAGGUGUGGAGAUAGAUGCUCGAAUACACAAUACAAGAAGCCGUGUUUGUUCUUCUGCAACAAAUGUUGUAACAAGUGCUUGUGUGUGCCCCCAGGUACUUAUGGCAAUAAGCAAGUAUGUCCUUGCUAUAACAACUGGAAGACCAAGAGCGGUGGACCAAAAUGCCCUUAGUUUCUCCUCUUAAUUACUUUAGCAUAAACUCCAUGUAAUUUGUUAAUCUACCUAUCAUAAUUUAUAUAUGUAUUGGACUCUUCC
Messenger RNA from Arabidopsis thaliana (thale cress), 506 nucleotides. RefSeq names its product Gibberellin-regulated family protein. Gene Ontology annotation, cellular component: extracellular region. The record is from RefSeq and is marked reviewed. The transcript has 4 exons. Lineage: Eukaryota; Viridiplantae; Streptophyta; Magnoliopsida; Brassicales; Brassicaceae. The coding region runs from base 54 to 422 and encodes 122 amino acids.